AUCUAUUGAGGAUACUAUAACCUUCUUCAUGUAUAUUUUAUGUCUUUUUCUUUUUUCAAAAAUGAAAAGUAAGUGAAGUUACUCUUGGAGUAAUAGCCAAGUCCUUAGUUAUGGCCAAAUUGGAAGGUUAGGGAUGCCUCUUGGACUCAUUGUCCUGAUAGGCAUUAUCAAGCAAGUUUUUCACGUAGUUAGGAGAAUGUUGUAGGAUGAGUAUAGAUCUCUUUCUUUCACUAGUUAAAUAAAGAUAUUAAGAAUUUUGGAUAGGUUUUAAAGAGGGGUUUUAGUGGUAAGUUGUGGCUAACAAUGUGGAAAAGAAGUUUAAAGUAAGGCCUUAAAUGGGUUUAACAUAGGCGAAGUUUGGAAGCAAGCAUUCCAAGAGAGAGAAGAACAUAUGGUUGCUGGACACAGAUAUGAAUGAUGAAAUGAUGAACUUUGGGUGGAAAAGUUCUACUUUUUUCCAUCCCAGAGGUAACACCAUUUCUGUUUCAGGAAAGCUAAGUUAGUUAUCUUUGACCUAAUAUGGAGGGAUAUUCUGGUGAUAAGGUCCUUCACCAUCGAUCAUGAGGUUGAGGGUUCGAGUUACCGAGGGGUACAAGAGGAAUACCACUUGGAAAUACCACUUGGGCCUCCUAGAUAGAAGUAGUAGGUUUGGAGGAUGGGGUCCAUCAUAUCAAGAAAAUUUCAAAUGGCUAUCUUUUGAAAAUUUCUUAGAAGUUGUUUUACUAGUUUGUAAUAUAAAUUCAUGUAGCAAAGUCAUUUUUAUAGGUUGCGAUGCAUGUCUAGAUGGAUUAGAAUGAAAGGGUUGCGGAGGCUGUGCUCUAACAUAGACGUGUCCCGUUGGGAUGGCCAUUGACCAUGAAUGAAUUGCAGUUCACUUGCUACUUAAUUUAUUUGUUAGUGCUAACUUGGGAAGAGAUAAAUCUCUUCUAUAGAAAGAAACAUUUACUUUAAAGCUUUCACUAUAUAUUAUGAGAUCACUAUGGAAUAAUUGGUGAAUAGUGUAUUGGGUGUUGGCUUCUUUUUCUUCCUGAGGUAUGGGAGUCCAUUUUACAGAACUCCCUCUGUUUGUAGUGAAAGACUGGAAGUGUUAAAUUUUGGUUUAACUUGUUAAAGAACGGGAAUUAUUUCUUAACAUAUGCUUUUGUCAGGUCGAUUUGCGCAGGGCGUACAAUUGCGAAAUCAUGCUUAUAAAAAUCAAGAUUCCCUUGCCUGAUAUGCUGGGCUUCUUUCACCUUCUUUAGCCGAGAGUCUAUCGGAAACAGUCUCUCUGUCCUUCCAGUGUGGGAAUGCUGUUUUGGCUUUGGAUUCGUCAGCUCUGGACAUUGAUCAAGUCGAAAAUCUUAUGAAGUUUUGCCCAACAAAAGAAGAAAUGGAGACACUAAGGAACUAUAAUGAGGACAAGGAAAUGCUUGGAAAGUGUAAGCAGUUUUUCCUGGAGCUGAUGCAGGUCCCACGAGUUGAGUCCAAGUUAAGAGUGUUUUCAUUUACUAUCACUUUUUUUAAUCAGGUGACUGACUUGAGAACUAACCUAAGUACAAUUAACAAUGCUACUAGAGAGGUGAAAGAAUCUGCCAAACUACGUCAAAUAAUGCAGACCAUUCUAACAUUGGGAAAUGCACUGAAUCAGGGUACAGCACGAGGAUCUGCUGUAGGGUUCAAAUUGGACAGUCUUCUUAAGCUUUCUGACACUCAGUGCUACAAACAACAAAAUGACCUUGAUGCAUUAUCUGUGCAAGUGAAAAGGGCACGCAUGGGAAAGACCCCCUAUUUGGUUUCUGGCCAUGUAGAAUCGCGCAGCGCUGCCAUGAUUACUCCAAUUUUGUAUCCAGAAGUAAAAAAUUGACAGACCUCAAAAUUC
Messenger RNA from Nicotiana tabacum (common tobacco), 1858 nucleotides. The record is from RefSeq and is a predicted model, not a curated record. NCBI's taxonomy places the organism in Eukaryota, Viridiplantae, Streptophyta, Magnoliopsida, Solanales, Solanaceae.